GCCAUCGGUGGAAUGGUGUGCAGGAGGAAAAGGCAUCUCACCAUCCCCGCCCUCGUUUCAUCAGCUAUGAGCUCCAAGGAAGACCUCUCCUUCCAGAACCAUCAGAGAAAGACACCGUCACCAGAGGCGAUAAGACACCUUGCCCAACAAGCAAAUUCAGAUUAGCUGGGACUCUGCAUUUUCAGACCUAAGUAGCAGCCAAGGGGAAUCCACAGCCAGCUAUUUUCUUUCAAACUGGAGAUUUCCCUUCAGGUUACUGAGAAUCUAUCUUCUGGUAGUUUCAUGUGGCUCUGUCCUCAAACCAACCACCAGCCAAUCCAAGCGACCUACUUCAGGGGUACUCUCUUACUAAGACAGCAUGGCCAAGGGUGGAAAAGGCCCCAAGGGCAAGAAGAUCACUUUCAAGGUGGCCAAGAAUUGCAUCAAGGUCACGUUCGAUGGGAAAAAGCGUCUUGACUUGAGCAAGAUGGGAAUCACCACCUUCCCCAAGUGUAUUCUGCGGCUCAAUGAUGUGGACGAGCUAGAUCUCAGCCGAAAUCUGAUUAAGAAGAUCCCUGAAUCUAUUUCCAAGUUCCAGAACCUACGGUGGCUGGACCUGCACAGCAACUACAUCGACAAGCUCCCUGAGUCCAUCGGCCAGAUGACCAGCCUGCUAUACCUCAACCUCAGCAACAACAAGCUGACCACCAACGGGCUGCCUGUGGAGCUCAACCAGCUCAAGAACAUCCGGACAGUGAACUUAGGCCUGAACCACCUAGACAGCGUGCCCACCACGCUGGGCGCCCUGAAGGAGCUGCAUGAGGUGGGGCUCAAUGACAACCUGCUUACCUCUAUUCCCGCCAGCAUCUCCAAGCUCCCCAAGCUGAAAAAGCUCAACACCAAGCGGAACCCCUUUCCAAAGGAAGAGGAAUCAGACCUCUUUAUUGAUUCCAUCAAGCGGCUGGAGAACUUAUAUCUGGUAGAGGAGAAGGACCUAUGUGGGCCUUGCCUGAGGAAAUGCCAACUGGCCCGAGAAAAGCUGAACAAAAUCAAGACCAUGACCUCGUUUGCACAGAGAAAGGCUGUCUUUUCCAAUCUGGUUGCACCCAACUCCAUGGCCAAGGAUUCCCAGGAAGACUGGAGGUGACCUGGGACCCUGACCCUGAGGCAG
Molecule: messenger RNA, 1150 nt
Organism: Tupaia belangeri chinensis (Chinese tree shrew)
Lineage: Eukaryota; Metazoa; Chordata; Mammalia; Scandentia; Tupaiidae
Product: leucine-rich repeat-containing protein 18
Exons: 3
Coding region: 359-1126 (255 amino acids)
Cellular component (GO): cytoplasm
Molecular function (GO): protein binding
Source: RefSeq, a predicted model, not a curated record